AUGGCUGUGCCGACCCACGCUAAUCUCUCUUCGCCGGCGCCGCCCGCGUCUGCGGGCCACCCGGUCUCGUCAAAUCUAGUCUCACAGCCCGGAACUCCCAACAGGGGCACAUUUGGCACUGAAUUCUUCAAGAUCUUUACGGGUCCCAAAAAAGUCACGCGAGAUGGCGCGGCACCCAAACGUCGUGGACCCAAACCCGACAGUAAGCCCGCCUUGACCCGACGUCAAGAGCUCAAUCGGCAAGCCCAGAGAACCCAUCGCGAACGGAAGGAGCAGUACAUGCGCGCACUGGAGACCGAAGUGUCCCGAUUACGAGAGGCGUACACCAAUGAAAUCUCCGAAGCCAAGGUCUCCAUCCAGCAACACCAGGAGAUGCUUCAGAAGGCACAAAGUGAGAAUGACAUCCUGAAGGAAAUUCUCGCUACUCACGGGAUCAACUUUGCGUCGGAGCUGGAGCAACGAAUGGCGGAUCGGGGCGCCAUGGGAGGAUUUCACUCGAGUCCAGUAGCCCCGAGCAGCACAGGAUCAAACUCGGUUGCCUUUUCCAACACCCACCGGGCCAAUAACCAAAGCAUCACCCCGGCCACCUCCAUCUCUCCGGAACUCAGUCCACAGGCCGUGCAUAGUGUGGAGCAGCCUGAUCUGGCAGCCUCAAUGGGCUUCGCGCCCCAGCCACAGGUCUAUCAUGCCAGUCCCAGUGAGAACAUGGCGAUGGACCGUUCCUCUGCCGGUCGAAUUCUGGACCCGGCGGUACCGACCAUGCGAGGGGUCUUUGAAAGCGACCCUCAGCUUCAGAUUGACUUUAUCCUGACGCUUGAGGGUCCCUGUCGUGAACACACCGACUAUCUCUGUCGCCGCUCAAUCACCGAGGCGGACGAUGAGGAUAUGCCUUUCUCAGGCCACGCCUUGAUGGCCAGUUGCCCUCCACCUAGCUACAUUGCCAACACAACUUCCGAACAAACAUACCCACACAAGACCUACGAUCUCCCUCUGGCCAAUCUCAGCACCUUACUCAACCUCAGUCGCCAGCUUGUCACAGAUGGACAAAUCACGCCCAUCAUGGCCCUCCAGUGCCUCAAGAACCAUGAGCUCUACCAUUCUCUUCGACGCGAAGACAUUAAGAUCAUCAUCGAAACCCUCAAUACCAAAGUUCGCUGCUACGGCUUUGGAGCCGUCGUGGAAGACUUUGAAUUGAUUGACUGUCUCAGCAGCGUCCUUGGUACAACCGUAGACCUCACCACCGUUCGAGUCCGGGAUGACUCGAUGUAUGCGUGA
Molecule: messenger RNA, 1275 nt
Organism: Penicillium oxalicum
Lineage: Eukaryota; Fungi; Ascomycota; Eurotiomycetes; Eurotiales; Aspergillaceae
Gene: flbB
Product: protein flbB
Exons: 4
Coding region: 1-1275 (424 amino acids)
Cellular component (GO): RNA polymerase II transcription regulator complex
Molecular function (GO): DNA-binding transcription activator activity, RNA polymerase II-specific; transcription cis-regulatory region binding
Source: RefSeq, a predicted model, not a curated record